AUGGUUUGGGGUGGAAUCAAGAGGAGGAUCGAGCGAAAAGACGGUCGUAGUUUGAACAAGAUGGCAAAACAGCUUCAAAUUUCGCGUUUCUCGGUUCAAUCGAUAGUGAAAAAUGAGCUCGAACUUCGAAGUUAUCGACUGUUAAACGGGCAAGUGCUCACCGAUCAAGCCAAGCAAAACCGGAAGGAGAAAUGCAAGAAAUUGCGAGCUUUUUUCAAGGUGCGGCGCAUUGACGAUGUUCUGAUGGUCAGAUGGGAAGAUUUUCACCUUGGAAGUGGC
Molecule: messenger RNA, 279 nt
Organism: Mesorhabditis belari
Lineage: Eukaryota; Metazoa; Nematoda; Chromadorea; Rhabditida; Rhabditidae
Source: the annotation of a GenBank genome assembly